UGAAUCUGUGAAUAGUUGGAACCGCCUGACGUGCUGGGGGGCGAGCAUGCUGGUUUUGGAGCUGGUGGGUGUGUCACAUGACGCUGCGCCUGGCUACUGACAUGCUGGUAUAAAUCCACCUCUGUAUAUUUAGUCAGCCCUCUUUCCUCCACGUGAAGCAGCUGUGUGCUCGGGUCCAGGCUACCAAAGUAGCUUCGACUUCUCCGUCAUGGCUGACCAGGCUUUUGUGACGUUGGCUACCAAUGACAACUAUGCUCGUGGAGCCAUGGUGUUGGGCAAGUCCCUCCGCAACCACAAUACAUCCAAGAAGCUGGUGGCACUCAUCGGCCCGCAGAUGUCCGAGCCUUGCAAGUCCGUGCUGAAGAGGAUCUACGACGAGGUGAGGGUGGUGGACGUGCUGGACAGCGGGGACACAGCGAAACUGGCCAUGUUGAAGAGGCCCGACCUCGGCGUCACCUUCACCAAACUCCACUGCUGGACUCUCACACACUACUCCAAGUGUGUGUUCAUGGACGCAGACACACUGGUGCUCUCAAAUAUAGACGAGCUGUUCGACAGAGAAGAGUUGUCCGCUGCUCCCGACCCCGGCUGGCCUGACUGCUUCAACUCCGGUGUGUUUGUUUUUCGUCCUUCUCUGGAGACCUACGGCAAACUGCUCCAGCACUGUACAGAACACGGCAGCUUUGAUGGAGGAGACCAGGGGGUUCUGAAUAGCUUCUUCAACGACUGGUCAACAGCUGACAUAUCCAAACACCUCCCCUUCAUCUACAACCUGAGCAGCAUAGCCAUCUACACCUACCUUCCAGCCUUCAAGCAGUAUGGUGGCAACGCCAAGGUGGUGCAUUUCCUGGGGGAGACCAAGCCGUGGAGCUACACGUUUGACACCAAAUCCAGACAGAUCACAGGGAGUGCGCUCGGUGCCGCCACGCACCCCACAUUCCUGCUGGACUGGUGGACCCUGUACUCCCGCACCGUGGUGCCCAUGCUGCAGGAGCAGUACGGAGACCAGCCCUUCUACUCUGGAUGUGUGGAGUCCCAGCACUGUGACACGAUCACUAUUGAGAGUGUUCAGGAUGGGAGUUGCCCUUCAUUUGAUCAAGCAAUCCCACCGGGAAUGUCCUCAGAGGAGCGGAAGCAAAAAUGGGAGCAAGGCCAGGCAGACUACUUGGGAAUGGACUCAUUUGACAAUAUCAAGAGGAAGCUUGAUUCUUUUCUCAAAUAAAGAAUUGAGAUAUCAAACGAGCACUUGCAGUUUACUGUCACCACAGGUCAAAAGAAAUACUGUAAAACAGCAUCUUUAUCUCAGCUGUUUCUCAACCUGAGUCUCUCUCUCUCUCUCUCCACCAGCAUUACUCCCUCCUGGGGGUGGGGGUGGGGGGGGGGGGGCAAAAAAAAGUGAAACUUUCUGUAAUUGUCUAUGCAAUGCUGUCUAUCACCCUGCACAUGUUUCUGUUACUGUGAAGAGAAUCAGGAAGGAUUUACAGCACAACAUCCAUUUGAAGGUACUUGCGAUAUACAUUUUGCAAGAUUUGUCCUAAUGCUGUUUUGGGGUACGGUAACACGAGUUGAACAUGGCGUUUUGUAUCUUUUUAGGAUUAGCAGUCACUUAUUCUUAAUGAUGUUCUUUUUUUACACCAUGCAGUCGCGUAGUAAUCUCCAGAGCAUUAACCUCUCCUCUCCCUUUAUUUCUCAUGCUUUUAAAUCGACAGCCUGUGUUUAACAUAGAAACAUGAAGAUAUGUUUACAGCGUGUCGGAAGGUGGUUUAGCCGUAGACUAGCUCCUCAGUGCCUUUGUGUUUUGCUCUCUAUGCCAUCGUCCCAUCUUUUCUUGACUAUCAGCCUUUCUGUAGGACAUUACAUUUUGUUUUUAGCUUUCCUGUGUUUUACUUUGACCAGGAUGUUGGUUGUACCAUUACAUCUCAUCUGGAAUAAAGAAAAGCUUUCAAAGUU
This is a messenger RNA of Eleginops maclovinus (Patagonian blennie), 1950 nucleotides long. RefSeq names its product glycogenin-1-like. The transcript is spliced from 8 exons. Gene Ontology annotation, biological process: glycogen biosynthetic process. Gene Ontology annotation, molecular function: glycosyltransferase activity. NCBI's taxonomy places the organism in Eukaryota, Metazoa, Chordata, Actinopteri, Perciformes, Eleginopidae. Gene Ontology annotation, cellular component: cytoplasm. The record is from RefSeq and is a predicted model, not a curated record. The coding region runs from base 209 to 1222 and encodes 337 amino acids.